Molecule: messenger RNA, 348 nt
Organism: Myodes glareolus (Bank vole)
Lineage: Eukaryota; Metazoa; Chordata; Mammalia; Rodentia; Cricetidae
Source: RefSeq, a predicted model, not a curated record
AUGGCGUCACUCGUGCCAAUGAAAGAGAAGAAGCUUAUGGAGGUUAAACAAGGAGAACUACCGAGCUGGAUAUUGAUGCGGAAUUUCACCCCCAGUGGCAUUGUGGGAGCCUUUCAGAGAGGUUACGACCGAUAUUACAAGUACAUCAAUGUGCGGAAAGGCAGCAUCUCGGGGAUUAACAUGGUGCUGGCAGCCUAUGUGGUUUUCAGCUCCUGCAUUUCUUACAAGGAAUUCAAACAUGAGUGGCAAUGCAAGUACCACAACGAGGGGACCGCACACCUGAGCAUAGGCACCUCACCUACGCCCAUCCAUGAAGAACUCAACUCUGGCUGGAUCUUCAUGUCCUAA